UAACAUUUCCUAAGGCAGAGUUCGGUAAAGCUGCUUGGUUGAAACACGUUGUUAUUGCUUUAGGUGCUGACGAUUCUGAUGCCGGGUUUCCAAUUGCCUUGAUUAAAGUAGAAACAUCCUAUGGCUUGGAUGGCUUACAUUUCACACUGGUUUGAGCAAGAUGAUUGGUAUGAAGGACUACAAAGAGCGAACAUGUCCCAGGUGAGGCAGGUGGGGCUGCUGGCUGCCGGAUGUCAGCCGUGGAGCAGAGAUGUGUGUGCUGCCGGUGGCGACAGGUUUGCAUACUGCGCUACCCUGGCCAUCUAUGUUUAUCAGUUGGAUCACCGUUAUAAUGAAUUCAAACUUCACUCAAUUAUGUCUGAACAUAAAAAAACAAUCACAGCUAUCUCUUGGUGUCCACACAACCCUGAUCUGUUUGCAAGUGGCAGUACCGAUAAUUUAGUGAUCAUUUGGAAUGUUGCUGAACAAAAAGUCGUUGCUAAACUCGACAACACAAAAGGGACUCCUGCCUCCCUUAGCUGGUGCUGGAACGCAGAUGAUGCUGUGGCAUUUGCCUCCGACAGAGGCCCGCUCUUCAUCUGGACCAUCUCGGGACCAGACAGUGGGGUGACCGUACACAGAGACGCUCACAGUUUCCUGUCUGAUAUCUGUAUAUUCCGAUGGCACACCCGGAAAAAGGGCAAAGUUGUCUUUGGUCAUAUUGAUGGAAGUCUAUCAAUUUUUCAACCAGGUAACAAAAGCCAUAAACAUGUUCUGAGACCUGAAUCUCUUGAAGGGACAGAGGAGGAGGACCCGGUGACCGCCCUGGAGUGGGACCCACUGUCCACCGAGUAUCUUCUUGUGGCCAAUCUGCAUUAUGGGAUUCGCCUCGUCGAUUCGGAAUCCCUUUGCUGCAUAACAACAUUUAAUUUUCCCAGUGUCGCAGCUUCAGUGCAAUGCUUGGCCUGGGUCCCCAGUGCUCCUGGGAUGUUCAUAACUGGAGAUUCUCAAGUGGGUGUUUUGCGCAUUUGGAAUGUUUCAAGAACAACACCUGUUGAUAAUUUUAAAUUAAAGAAAACAGGAUUUCACUGCCUACAUGUACUUAAUUCUCCUCCAAGGAAAAAAUUCUUGGAUGGUGGAGUUGGACUUUAUAACAUGGGAGCCAAGAAAUGGGAUUUUCUUAGGGACUUGGGUCACGUGGAAACCAUCUUUGACUGCAAAUUCAAACCUGACGACCCCAAUCUUUUAGCCACAGCUUCGUUUGAUGGCACCAUAAAAGUCUGGGAUAUCAGCACACUGACGGCCGUGCACACUUCCCCUGGUAAUGAAGGGGUCAUUUAUUCCCUCUCAUGGGCCCCAGGUGAUUUAAAUUGUAUUGCUGGAGCAACUUCCCGAAAUGGUGCUUUUAUUUGGGAUAUUAAAAAGGGCAAAAUGGCACAACGAUUUAACGAGCAUGGAAAAAGUGGAAUAUUCUGCAUUGCCUGGAGUCAUAAAGAUUCCAAAAGAAUAGCAACCUGCAGUGGCGAUGGCUACUGUAUUAUUCGAACAGUGGAUGGUAAAGUCCUGCACAAAUACAGACAUCCAGCUGCAGUGUUUGGUUGUGAUUGGAGCCAGAACAACAAAGACAUGAUAGCCACUGGCUGUGAAGACAGAAAUGUUCGCGUCUAUUACGUGGCCACCAGCUCCGACCAGCCGCUGAAAGUGUUCAGUGGGCAUACAGAGAAAGUGUUCCACGUUAAGUGGUCUCCUCUGAGGGAGGGAAUCCUCUGCAGUGGUUCUGAUGAUGGUUCUGUUCGAGUCUGGGAUUAUACUCAAGAUGCUUGUGUAAAUAUUCUUAGUGGACACACCGCGCCGGUGAGGGGGUUAAUGUGGAAUACUGAGGUUCCGUAUCUACUCGUCUCCGGCAGCUGGGACUACACUAUAAAAGUAUGGGACACUCGAGAAGGAACUUGUGUGGAUACUGUGUACGAUCAUGGUGCAGAUGUAUAUGGUCUGACCUGCCAUCCAAGCCGCCCCUUCACUAUGGCCUCUUGCUCCCGUGACUCCACAGUGAGACUCUGGUCAUUAACACCUUUAAUCACGCCCUUACAAAUUAACAUUCUGGCAGACAGAUCUUGGGAAGAAAUUAUCGGGAACACCGAUAGCGCCAUAGAACCAGGCACCCCUCCUCUGCUGUGCGGUAAAGUGUCAAGAGAUAUCAAACAGGAAAUAGAGAAACAAACUGGCAACCCUCGCGUGAAGAAACUGAGAUGGUUUUCAGAAUGUUUGUCACCUCCAGGUGGCAGUGACAAUUUAUGGAAUUUAGUUGCUGUGGUAAAAGGGCAGGAUGAAAGCUUGCUUCCUCAGAACUACCGUAAGGGAAUAAUGCACUUGAAGCAUCUGAUUAAGUUCAGAAUGUCUGAAGCCCAAGAAUUAACCACAGUCAAGAUGUCUAAAUUUGGUGGUGGUAUUGGUGUCCCGACUAAAGAGGAGAGACUGAAGGAAGCUGCUGAAAUACACUUGAGAUUGGGACAGAUCCAGAGAUACUGUGAACUUAUGGUUGAACUUGGAGAGUGGGACAAAGCCCUGUCAGUUGCACCAGGGGUCUCUGUGAAAUACUGGAAGAAGCUGAUGCAGAGGAGAGCGGAUCAGUUAAUCCAGGAAGAUAAGGAUGAUGUCAUUCCAUACUGCAUAGCCAUUGGUGAUGUGAAAAAAUUAGUCAAUUUUUUAAUGUCAAGAGGUCAGCUUAAAGAAGCCCUGCUUGUUGCACAGGCUGCUUGUGAGGGAAACCUGCAAACUGUGCCUGUCUCUACACCUGAAGGAUCUUGGUGUUCCGCUGACACCUGCAAGGGAGACUUCAAUGAACUCCUGCAGGAGGCCUGCAACGAGCUGGCAGAGUGGUAUUUCCAGGAGGGCCGAGCAGUCCUGGCUGCAUGUUGCCACCUCGCUGUAGAUAAUAUUGAGCUGGCGAUGGCGUACCUGAUCCGUGGGAAUGAACUGGAGCUGGCCGUCUCGGUGGGCACAGUCCUGGGAGAGCCCGCAGCCCCGGCCACCCACUAUGCCCUGGAGUUACUGGCGAGAAAAUGCAUGAUGAUUCCAACGUGCUUUCCAUCUGUUGGAUACAGGAACUUGGCAGCCGAUCUCCUCCUCAUGACUCCUGACAGUGAACUGCAGUUAGUAAAGCUCUGUGCUUUCUGCCCCGGCUGUGCUGAAGAGCUGAACGAUCUUCAUGAGAAGUGCAAGCUGCCCAUGGUGGAGGAAUGUAUGCGGUUAGCUGAGACAGCCCAGGCCGAUGGCAAUACAUUUGAAAGCGUAAAGUAUUACUUGUUAAGUCAAGAACCUGAAAAGGCCCUUCCUAUUGGUAUUGACUUUGUCAAAGGACACAUCGGUAGUUCAGACUGGAGUCUAGAUACCGUUUACCCCGUUCUUGACCUACUGAGUUAUAUUCGUACUGAGAAGUUAAUGUUGCAUACGUGUACCGAAGCUCGAAAUGAGUUGCUCAUUUUAUGUGGGUACGUUGGUGCAUUGCUGGCUAUCGUAAGACAGUACCGAAGCAUCGUCCCAGCACUCUAUGAAUACACAAGUCAGCUAUUAAAACGUCGGAAAGUGUCGGUGCCUUUAAAAAUUGAACACCUUUCUGAGGAGUUGGAUGCGUGGAGAGCUUGCACACAGUCCAUCAACCGAUCAUCAGAAGAAUCUCCAUGUACACCCCCUUCUGAGUCACAAAGAAUGGUUUAUGCAACUUUACUGAAGAGGCUAAAAGAAGAACCACUCAGAGGAACUGUUGGGCCAGAUUAUGUGACUGGAUCAAAUCUUCCCAGUCAUUCCGACACUCACAUCUCCUGCCUCACGGGAUCGAAAAUCCAGGGCCCUGUAUUUUUUCUUGAAGACGGGAAAUCCACCAUCUCCUUGAAUGAUGCUUUGAUGUGGGCGAAGGUGAACCCAUUCUCGCCUCUGGGGACUGGAAUACGACUCAACCCAUUUUAAUAGAAGGUUUUUCUCCACACUUAAUUUUUUUUUUAAAGACCUUUAUGGAUUAAGAAGCCCUACAUUGUUCUUUAAAUACUUCAGAGAUACCGAGUUUAGGUUAUACGUGGGUCCCAAAGCCAGGGGUCCUGCCCUUUCCCACCCCUAGCCAGGUCCCAUUAGCCACAAGGGGAAGAGAUGAGCGCUUGAACCAGGAGAGCCCCCUGCAGCCUCCUCCCCUCGCCUGUCUGUCCAUCACCACCGUCUCCCGAGUCCCAGCCAACUGCCAGGCUCCAGCCCCCACCCUGCGGAACUGUCACUGCAGACAUCCCUGAUGGAGGAAGCUCGAGGCAGGUGGAAGGGGAGGAUGAAGGAGAGGAGACUCCCGGAACCUGAAGGUGAAACUGUGAACACUUUUUUUUUUCCACAGAAACACUGUAACUCACUCCUGUGAGAUUCUGUCCUGCUGAGUACCAUGCCGCGGACAUGUGGUGAGUUAAAGGGGUGUUUUGAAGCACUGGCCUAAUGUCUGAAUGCUAAAGUGUGCUCCAAGGAACAGCUGUCCUACCAAGCCACUGGCGAAAUGAAACUACGUGAUAAUGACGUGUGAUCAAAUGGAGUCUGGAAAAUGCUUCACUCUGUACCUCUCCUCGUUAAUAUUUAUAAUGCAUAUUAGCAUAUUAAAGGUUCUGUGAAGUCA
Vicugna pacos (alpaca) is the source of this 4624-nucleotide messenger RNA. The record is from RefSeq and is a predicted model, not a curated record. NCBI's taxonomy places the organism in Eukaryota, Metazoa, Chordata, Mammalia, Artiodactyla, Camelidae.